Molecule: messenger RNA, 2190 nt
Organism: Colletotrichum phormii
Lineage: Eukaryota; Fungi; Ascomycota; Sordariomycetes; Glomerellales; Glomerellaceae
Product: C2 domain-containing protein
Exons: 2
Coding region: 1-2190 (729 amino acids)
Biological process (GO): positive regulation of gene expression
Source: RefSeq, a predicted model, not a curated record
AUGUCGGCCGCCGACGAACAAAGGCCCAAUGGGCACCCACAUUCCGCCGACCCGUCCACCACUGCCGCCGCCGCCGAAACUUCCACCAACACCACCACCGCGGCCGCAACCUCGGCGCCACAACCAGAUAUCGGCGCCGCCCAGACUGCGACAACAACCUCUGAGCCGAUUGAGAAUCUAAACGGUCACACGGUCAACGGCACCGCAGCCGACGGUCCCUCGACAAACGGCCAAGCCCCCAAUGGCACAACUGACACCCCGGCCUUCAACGGCACUGCCACCCACGAUGCGCCGGACCUGAACGGGCAUUCCUCGCCCUCGCCCAACGGCGCGCCAGCCGCCAACGAGCAAAUCAAUGAUGGCACAGUCCCAUCAACAACAAACGGUGGGCCGUCAACCAACGGGGAUGAGCAGCCCAAGCACGGGCACGGCGAGGGAGCAGCCCUCGAGAACAAGAUCGAGGGCGUACAGAACCCGGAAGCUAACGGUCACAAGCCGCCCCACGAGAAGCCCCAUCACCACUCUAGCGAUCUCAAGGGCCUCUACUCCGAGGGCAAGGAAAAGGUCAAGGACAAGACCAAGCCCUCUGGCGGCUUCGACCCGACCCCCUUACCCGACGCCCCGCCGGGCUACACCGUGCGAUUCAUCUUCCACAAGGCGAGCAACCUCCCCGCCGCCGACGUUGGCACCCAGUCCUCCGACCCCUUUAUCCACGUCACCCUCCGCGCCGCCGUCCCGAAGCGCCACAAGGAGGACCCGGACCUCACCCUCCGCACCCAGACCAUCAGGAAGACGACGGAGCCCGUUUGGGAUACCGAGUGGGUGGUGGCUAACGUCCCCGCCGACGGCUUCAUCCUCAAAUGCCGCCUCUACGACGAGGACUGGCCCGACCACGACGACCGCCUCGGCAACGUCACCGUCAGGGUGCCGCAUAUCGGUCCGGACUGGAAGGGGUACCCGCGCCCGGGUCAGGAGUUCACGGCCAAGAAGCGCAUGGGCAGCAAGCGGGCCUACUUUGUCAAGGCCAUCACCAGCCACUUUGAUCCGCGGGUCGACAUGUCGCCGAGGCUGUGGAUUAGUAUGGAGCUCCUGGGCCAGUCCGAUCCGCCGCAUGCGCAGAUGUGCACCAUUGGGCCUACCACCUACUUUAAGCACUUUAGUCCGAUGAUUGGCCGUCUUACCGGUAUCAAGGUCAACCGGGACGAGGAGAACGAUGCCCGGUCCGACUUGUUCGACGAAGCCGAAAACAAGGAAAAGGACAACAAGACCCAGAAAUACGACUUCCAAUCAAACGAAAUGCAGCUCUCAGGACCCGUCCCCCCCGAGCUCUACCACCGCUACGUCGAGUUCCGCCCCAUGAUCGGCCUCAUGUUCGCCAAGAGCGGCCUCCGCGGCCGCAUCCUCAACAAGGCCCUCCACAAGCAGCACAGCCGCGUCUACAACUUUGACAGCUCGACAGAGUACGGCGUCUUCAAGGCCCGCUCCGAGGAGGCCGCGCUGCAGUUCCUCAAGCUGGUGCACUUUGACCAGGGCGGCCGCAUCUUCACCUACGUCCUGACGCUGGACGGCAUGUUCCGCUUCACCGAGACGGGCAAGGAGUUCAGCAUCGACAUGCUUAGCAAGCAUACCAUGCACAGCGACGUCGAGACCUACAUUGCCUGCUCGGGCGAGUUCUUUAUCCGGCGGCUGGAGAAGCCUGAUGCGUCGGAGGAGGCGGAUCCGCCCGAGAGGACGCACCCUUCCGUCGAGCUGCCCAAUGGUCCGCCGAACGAGCACCCGCCGCAUAAUCCGUCGUAUUACCAGCUGUAUAUCGACAACGACUCGGGCACCUACAGGCCGGACAAGUCGAUCCUGCCCAAACUCAAAGAGUUCUUCGAGGCCAACUUCCCGGGGCUGGGGAUCGUGGCCAUGCACUGCGAGGACGAGAAGCUGAUGAAGCUGAAGAAGGAGCAGGUCGAGGCCAAGAAGAAGGAGGGCAAGAUGAUCAACAUGGUGGCGCGGAGUCCCAGCUCGAGCUCGCUUAGUUCGAAUGAGAGCGCGCUGGAGCACAUGGACGAGGCUGGGUAUGAUGGGGAGCCGGUCAAGAGCACGACGCAGAAGGCGUUGGAUGCGCUGGAGGACCCGAGUAGUUUGAAGAGGAUGCUCAAGCCGGGGCAUCAUGGGGGAGGUGAGAGUUCGACGGCUCAUUAA